GACUCGAUCCCGCCUGAACUUCCUCUCACUGACGUCAGCCUCGCUGCUCCGGACACCGCGCUGAGAAAAAUGCUGCUCUCCGUACCGCCAAGGACGGGAAUCAACCCCUACAACGGAUACAACAGCAGAAACAGCAAAAAGCAAGCCUAUGUGUCCUCCAGCCACCAGAUGGCACUGUCCAGUCCCAACAGUAGCAGCGCAAGUAGUGCAGGAGGCGGGGAACAGCUGAGCAAAACAAACCUUUACAUCCGUGGACUCCAUCCUGGGACCACUGACCAAGACCUGGUCAAGCUCUGCCAACCGUAUGGAAAGAUUGUGUCCACCAAAGCUAUUCUGGACAAAACUACCAACAAGUGCAAAGGUUAUGGCUUUGUGGAUUUCGACAGUCCCGCAGCAGCGCAGAAGGCUGUGACGGCGCUCAAGUCCAGUGGGGUUCAAGCUCAGAUGGCCAAGCAACAGGAACAGGAUCCUACCAACCUGUACAUCUCUAACCUGCCCGUGUCCAUGGAUGAGCAGGAGCUGGAGGCCAUGCUCAAAUCCUUUGGCCAGGUUAUCUCCACACGUAUCUUGCGGGAUGCUAACGGAACCAGCAGAGGAGUUGGCUUCGCAAGGAUGGAGUCCACAGAGAAGUGUGAAGCCAUCAUUCAGCAUUUUAAUGGAAAAUAUAUCAAAACCCCACCAGGAGUGCCAGUACCUACAGAACCGUUGUUAUGCAAGUUUGCUGACGGAGGACAAAAGAAGCGACAGAACCAGGCAAAGUACCUACAAAACGGUCGACCCUGGCAUAGAGACGGUGAUACGGGAGGAAUGACGCUCACAUACGACCCAACAGCCUUACAGAAUGGGUUUUAUUCUUCUCCGUACAGCAUCGCUCCAAACAGAAUGAUCGCUCAGACAUCUCUGUCUCCAUACAUGCCCUCACAAGUACCGUCCUACCAGGUGCACAGCCCGUCCUGGAUGCAUCACCAGUCGUACCUCAUGCAGCCCACUGUGAGUGCUCACAGAUGUCUAUUCGGGACCGUUCUGACUCCAGCUAUGGAUCACCCGAUGUCCAUUCAGCCCACGUCUAUGAUCGGACCCCUGACCCAGCAGCUCGGUCACCUGUCGCUCGGCAGCGCUGGAACGUAUAUUCCUAAUACAGCUAUGCAAGGGACAUACAUCCCUCAGUACACCCCAGUGCCUCCCUCUAGUGUUACAUUAGAGGAAAACAGUGGACAACAGCAGCAGGUUUCCAUGGAGACGCCUUCGGAACACACUAAUUACUCCUAUCAACACAGCAAAUGAAGCUACGGUCCUCUGGAGGUGCUAUGCAGUGCUGUGGACAAUGGGAAUCUCUCUGGGAGAUUUGCGGAUUACCACAGACAGAGAGUAGCAGAGGGGAUACGGAUCACAAAAGGAGCGUGUAUCUUUUGUAGAACAGAGACAAAAAGGACAUCAGUCAUCUUUUGUUCAACUCCUCUCUCUUCAGGUGUCACUCAGCCAACAGUGGGAGACUGUGCAAAAGAGCUAUCAAUUGAUCUAUUUUGAUAACAAAACAAAAAAAGCUUAAAAAACAAAGAUAAUUUAGAAAAGGGUUAGGAAAACACAAUGUGUUCUUUUAUGCACGUAAUGGCAAAUUCUUAUUUUUAAGAACUAAUUCUUUAAUAUGGGAGGAUGAGAAAAGAGAAAGUAAAAAACAUGUCUUUUAUUUUUUUGUAAAAUAUGCAACCUUUUUUUUUAGAUUUGUUCUUUUUUUUUUUCUUCAGUCAGCAGCAGUAAGAUAUUUUUGUACAGAUUAAGAUGCAAACAGUGCAUUUUAUUUGUCCUAUUUUUGAGUUUGUUGUGUGAUAUUCUGGUGAAGAAACCAUUUAAAGCCACUUCUUCAUGUCGUACCAUUUUAAGAAUCUUCAAAGAAAUAGUGAUAAAAUCACUCUAAUUGAUCAUCACUUCUCUGAAAGCAUCAGACAAUCCUUAAAUUAUUAUUUAUUGAAAAAAAUAAAUAUUUUUUGGUACAUAUCAAGGCAAUAUAGAUUUGUCUUUCAAGUUCUUAUGAACUAUUAGAUGCAGAAAUAGAAUAUCUGAUAUUGUGAGAUUAUCCAGUUAUUUUCAAUGUGCUUCAGCUGUUUAAGCUUUUUUAAAUUUAGUAAUGGAAAUGAAUCAGAUUUUUGUAAAAAAGUGUUUUAUGAGGGGCAUUUUAAAUCUAAUGAUUACCUGUGAAACAGUUUGUGCCUAACAUUACAGUGUUGAGGAUCAAUUCAGUUUUAUUUAAAAUAUAAAAAUGUAAAAAAGCAUAAUUAAUCAUUUUAGAAUUAAACUUCUGUCUCCUGCCUUGAUACUAUAGCUAAAAUGAGAGAUGAUUUAGUAUUUUUUUGGUGUGUGUAAUGCCACCAAAUAUUUCAGGUUUCCAAAAGCAUUGGAAAUGCGCAUUGUAAUGUACAUAGUGUUUCAUAAAUAUGGCUUUCAUUGGCUAACAGUACAGAGGUCUAGAGGAAGUGACAUUAAGUGGUUUGUUAGUAUCAAAAGUAUUUCAUAAAAGUGACGAUAACAUAUUGACCUGAUGAAGCUUCUCAAUAUGGGACUGCCAUAAAUCAGCAGUCUUUCUUCAUGCUGUAAUAGAGCAUAUUAAUCAAAUUCACCUGUUGUUAUCUGCUGUCAUUUUGGUAGACUUAAAGGAAAUAUUCGCCGCUAUGCCGUUUUACUGGUAUAGAUUUAUUAAACACAUGCAGUAGGACAAAUUAACAAUGACAGGAAAAGAAAAUCAAGGCAUUUGUUUUUAUCUGGCCUCUAAGGUUUGUUGUAGUUUUAAUCCGUUUGUUGUCUUGUUUUGAAGUAACAAUACCUAAACAUAUAAAAGGUAACUCAGUCAUGUUUUAUAUAUGUUGUGCUGGCCGAUAUGGCAGACAUCUUAGACUUAGUGAUGGGUGCUUUCGAAACAAUGCUUCGUAAAGCUUCAAACCCUUUGUGAAUCAUUUGUUUCGAACCAGUGAUUUGGAGCGCGUAUAAAUUGUUUAAUUUGGUUUUAUACAUAUGUUCUUUAUACAUAUGUUCAUAUCCAUACAUUUUGUUCUAAUGUCACAAGUAAUAAUCUCUGGACUUCACAUGAUUCUUUGCUUCUUUUGUAGUGUGGGUUUGGUGAAGUGUAUGUCACGUGUGUACCUUAUUACUUCUCACCGCUGCUUACUGAGGGUUUAGAGAACAAUUACUCUGUCGCCCCCUGUCGUUUCAAAGAAUAGUACAACGGCAGGCGCGUCAAGUAUAAACACCUCGUACGUUUAGGGAGGAGCGCGCGCAGUCAGCGGAGUCAGGCGAAAGUAUAAAUCACGCUUUAUUGGUCUGAUUAAGCAAGCUCUUAAACAAGCCCUACAAUUUAAUAAACAAGCACAUAUUACAAAGACACUUCAUAUUUAAUGGUAUUAGAUGAUUUGUUAAUUGCAUUUAAUAGAUUAAACUUUCAUUUUUUUCCCCAGGUUUUUAUGCAUGUAUUUGCUGAGUUUUCACUGCAUUUACACUACUCUGACCAGCAGGGGUCACCAGUGAUUCGAAACAGUAGCCGCGUUCCCAUUACCCUUUAAAUUGCGAAAAUUGAAAUUGCGAAUUGAAAAUACGUUCAAUAGAAACACAUCAAUUUCGCAAAAGCUCCCAUAUAUUGCAAAAAAGUUUUUAAGCUUGCAUGAGGUGGCUUUUCAGGCAAUUCGAAAAAGGAAUAUUUCGCAAAACUGCAAUGGAAACUAUUUUUUUUGCAUUUACAGGUCACCUGACGUAUGUAAAAGCUGAUCAUUAUUUAAAGAGGGCGCGGUAUGUUUGGACAGAAGAUGAGAGUUCUUUAUUAAACUCAUAAAAGACAAAAGUAUUACGGGACUACUGGAUUCUAAAGAACAAAGAAAUGCCACAAUUUGAAUUUUAGCAAGAACUUGAAGCAGUUAGGAGUAUGAAACACCCAGAAACACUUCAUACGUGGCUGCUCCCAAGCAUAAGGGGCUUUCCUUGCCAUAAAUGCUUGGAUAACAUGCCUACGCCUCCUUUGAUUAAAAAAUAAUGGCUAGUGCAGUGUCUGUGAUUAUACGUAAACCUACCAACAUCCUUUGCCAUGAUUUUUGGAAUAACUUAUCAUGAGAGAAAAAAAAAGGGUUUUAGUCGCAUAACAUCGGUUAAUGGAAACGUCGUUAUUUCGCAAUAGUUUUUUAUUGAUAUUUAGAAAAUAUCGCAAAAGUUUUGAACAAAUCUGUAAUGGAAAUGCGGCUAGUGACUCAUUUUGUGAAGCAAUUCGUUCAGCUGAUUCAAAGUUUCGAAAAGCUUUAGGCUUGUUCGAGAUGCAUCGAAGUAUGACAAAGAAAGUACUGCAUCAAAGUACUGCAAGAGCGAUUCAAAAGCAUAAGGAGUCGUUUGCUCUCCAAAUGCUCUUCUGGUACUUUGAUUUCAUACGCCGAUUGGUCUGCGCAGCGCUGAUGCAUCUCGAACAAGCCUAAUGUUUCUCCCAUCACUAGUCAUGUGAUCUCAAAAUGUUGGCCUCCUUGAGUCAACCUACUUACUUUAUUAGAAAAAAAAACAGCUUAAUAUAUAUAUAUUUUUUUAAAGUAAAAAUAAUUUCUUUAGUUGUCCUUUUUUGACAUUUAUUUUUAUUAGAAAAAUGAUUCCAGAUAUAUUCUCUCAAAGCAAGUCUUACUCUUGUCCACAAUUUUGCCUUUCAAGUAAAUGUAUUUUUUUUUGUUUUUAGGCUGUUAAAAUAAUUUUAUUGGAAAACAAGACCAAAAUACUGAUUAAUAAAGUGAUGUUUUGCGGUAAUGGAUACAGUGGGUGGCUUCAUCAGGUCGUGUGUUAUCAUGGCUUUGGUUGUUUGAAGAAAUACCUUGGCUAUGGUGCUGGGAUUAUACAUGACACGUAUGAAAGGCAGGAACAACUACGAUUAGGAUCAAGAAGGACAGAAGCAGUUCUUCAGCGUGUGCGCUCGCCUUCUUCCUUCAUGCUGCUGUUUUUCACUGACGUGUUUUUAACUUCCAAGUGAGAUUAGCUGUAGUGUUUGGGCGAAGCUUUACUUCUUUAGAUGAUGAUGACAAUUCCUUUGGUUGUGUGUGUUGGUUGGUGUUCCUUUUUAAAUCCCUGAUUCAUAGGAUUUUUUGGAAUUUGUGUUUGUGUGCAAAUGAGAAACAUUUUCUUGAGUUGCUCUCCUGUUCUUCAUGUCUUUCUCUGUGCAGUUUAUUGUUGUACUUGAAAUGUACUGUCCUGGUCAAUCAUGAUGCACUUCUAUAAGAGUUUGAAUAUCCAAAAUGAAAUGCUUUGAUGUCAUUGAUAAUCUAAAAAGAGUGUAUAUUUACUCAUGGUGUUACACAUGAGUUGUUUUUGUAUCUUUUUGUGUCUUUAAAAAGACUCGCUCUUCUAUAGGAUAUAAACACAAGGGCUUAUAUCACACUAAAGGGCACAUGAUGCAGCUGUUACUUCCUUCCUCUUGGUGCAUUUUACAUUUUAUGAAUGUAAAGCCAUGAUCUUGAUCUGAAAACUAUUAAAUGGUUUUCAUUAAGAGACUCUUACAUUCUCCAUCCAUAAAAAUAUCUAGUAGCUACAAGCUAGGUGACCUUCUAUGAUAGUUUGAAAUUACAUUCAUAGAAAGUUGUGUUACUGAAAUCCAUCUAUACCUCUUUUAUAGUUUACCGUCACUCAGACUGAAAUUCAAACUAUUGGCAGUCACUGAAAUCUUCAGGCCACCCAAAGAAUUGAUUCAUUCCUGCUACCAAAGAUCUCAAUGCCACCAAGAAGAAACAUGUCUAUACAAUUUAAAAACAAGUUUCUUAAUAAAAAAAAAAAAAAAAAAAAUUAAAAUACCAUAUGAUAUCUAUAUGAAUGAUCAAGGAGCUGAUGAGAUUUGAAAUAGCUUGAGUUAGUUGGUUACGGCAUAGCUUUUUCCAUUACUUUGACUUCUUACCCUUUGCCCACUUUUUCAAUGUGAUUUUAUUGUUGAUGUUUUAAGUUUUGACUAUGCUAUGUCAAAUGUUCUGUACUAAAGAUAUUUCUCAUGCAGUUCACCUCAUGAAGGAAAACAGGAUUUAUUUUUGGUUAUCAAGCUUGGUAUCAUCCAUUACAAAUACAAAACAUGAAACAUGGUUUUGAAACUUUGAAAUGAUGUUGAUUUUAAUUCAGAUUUAUUGCAUAUCUAAAUUCUUAUAUCUUUUUCAGCAACUGGGAUGAUACUGAAUCAGUUCCCGGUUCAAUUUGCGUGAUUUUAUUUCAUCUAAUUUCAACGAAUAGCUGCUAAUUUUUUGAACAGCUCAUUUCAUAGUUUCAAAAUGUAUUGCUGCUAACAUGGGGUGUUCAAGCUGUUCACCAGAUAAAGCCAUAAACAACAGAACCAUUCAAAGUUAUUUGUAGCAAAGUUGUAAUUCAAACCUGCAAAGUUUGUACAAUGUGCCUCAACAAAUGAACGUUCAGUUUAGUUGUGUUGGGUCGGUAGAUGGUAUUUAGAUCCUUAGUAUGGUUGUGAUGUUGAUGUUGUGAUUAUUGAACAAAUGGCUUGUCUCUUGAACAGCUUUUUUAAACGUAUUCUUUAUUUAUACAGAAACACAUUUUGUACAGAUAGCUGAAGAUGGUUUGUUUGCAUGUUACCCAGAGUUUCUAGCCAGUAAAUUGUCUUCCUGUGCCACAGUUUCUGAUAUUCUGUUACUGUUUUUUUGUUUUGUUUUGAUGAAAAAAAAAAAAAAAGCAUCUUCUGUUUGUUUUUACUUUUUUUUUUUUUUUAACUGAUCUCCUGAAUUUUUCUUUUUCUUUUUUUUUUUUAAUAAAAUCUUGUUUGUA
Messenger RNA from Ctenopharyngodon idella (grass carp), 6762 nucleotides. It is a transcript of the gene rbms2a, whose product is annotated as RNA binding motif, single stranded interacting protein 2a. Gene Ontology annotation, molecular function: mRNA binding. The coding region runs from base 70 to 1284 and encodes 404 amino acids. NCBI's taxonomy places the organism in Eukaryota, Metazoa, Chordata, Actinopteri, Cypriniformes, Xenocyprididae. The record is from RefSeq and is a predicted model, not a curated record. The transcript is spliced from 14 exons. Gene Ontology annotation, cellular component: cytosol.